UUUUUUCUCCCACCAAGCAAUUCCCAUCUUGAUCAAAUAAUCCAAUAAUCCAAUCCCACGAUCUUGAUCUCCCACAUCUACGCACCCGAGUCCCUUGCGGAUUCAAGAUAAUUCUUCCAUCUCGGGUUGCAAUUUGAUAUUAUUUAAUAAUUCUUAUCACCUUAAUACGGUGAACUUAGAGUAUUUUAACAUUGUCCGUUGAAAUAAGUCACUGCGCAUGACGGCGGCAAAUCUUGAGAACCUUCUUUUUUCCCCCUUCCUUUUCGCCCCGUUCCCGUCCCCGUCCCCGUCAUUCUCUUACGGAAUAUCCUCCCAUGAUUCCUACUUCGGGACGAUCUACAGAGCGUAAUUCCACCCUCCCCUCUAUCCUUUGGUCGAUCUGGUCUCCUUCGAUCCGCCGAAGGAAAGAGAAUUUGGUGUUGUAGUAGUCCUCGUCGCCUUCGGUUGACUGGCUGGCUCGGAACAAGCUUCUGGGUCUAGUCAGCAAUACGCAAGCGUAUGCCUCGCGCUUCAGCAUCGGCAAAGCGACAGCACGGUGCCUCGAAUCAUCGCGAUACUAGACACGAGAAUGGCCUGGUAGGUCCCGGAAAGCGCGUAUCAAAACAGAAGAGCCUCAACCACCUGAACGGAAACGGAAACGGAAAUGCGAAGCAGCCCCCCGACGAUGCGGCUAUACCCCCUGUUCCCUCAACACCGCCACCCUCUGCGAACGGCUAUUCCAAGCAACCGACUGAGAUGCCGGCAGAGAAUAGGAUUACCGAGUCUCUGAGGAGAGGCUCGCUUGGUGGCUAUUCGGAGUCGUCAUCAUCGGAGUCUUACCACUCUCAUCUCGGCAAUGGUAUCCCUGAGGAGAACCAUCGUCGGAUCGACGUCAAUGCUACUAAGAACUCUAACGUCCACCGUGACCCCGGCCCGUUCGGCGUCGAUUUCGCUCUUACCGUUCUACGAUCAUGUCCUCUGCAAGAUACCAUCGCCAUCCUCAUCAUCUUGAUGCAGAUCCCCCCUCUUGCACUGUCCGGUAUUUACGUGCUUUUCACCCUACUUACCUUUGUGACUAGCAACGGCCUCACCUUUAGCGAUGUAUUCGAGUGGAACCUAGGUGCACCCUCCUUGGCAACUGUCAUCUGCGUCGACGGCAUCGUACUUCUGAUCUGGUUAUUCCUAUGGGGUCCGAUUCAACACGUUAUCCUUGAUCUGGCACAGAUGGUCAUCGCACUAGGGUUAGGUGGCGGUUCGAGUUCAAGAGAUGGAGGAUCCAUGAAGAAUACUCUCAUCUGCCUAAGCAUGAUUCUCCUAUCUCACGUCUUGCGUCAUACCAAGAUGAAAUAUUCACCCGUAGGAUACCUUCUAGGCUCGAGUCGUUUCAUGACACCCGAUUUUGACGACCCGUUAGAAUCCCUUGAGUCUAUACGCGGCUAUGACAGGGUUCAGACGGGUUGGUUCGGUUGGGUCAAGAGCAUAUUGGCCAUUCAUAUAUUAACACAAGGUCUCGUAAAAUACAUACGCGAUUGGUACUUGAGGCGGGAGAGGCGUGAUAUUCUAGCCCAGAAUGCCGCCGAUCCCGAGGCCGGAAAAUCUUAUACCGCAGACAAUGACGGAGGAUUUUCGACACCGGAUAGCGAUACUGCUUCCCUUCAAAACUCAACAGCGUUAACUACAAAAAAGAAAAGAAAACAGAGUGCCCAGAUUCGGAACCGACAACCGCUCUGGGCAGCUUUAGCGAGCACAAAAAUUGUCGUCGUGAAAGAAUACGAACUUACCCACGCCGCAGCGGAGUCUGCAGGUUCGAAUGCUACUGAUAUUCAUAACCUGGGCAACGCUCCAUUCAACACGCAGCCCGACCAAAUCUGGAUCACCUACGUUGGAUGUGACGAAGUAUGUUUCAAUACUAGCUACUUCAUCGAUACUCCGGAACCUACCGUCUCACUCGAUAUUCCCAAACCCUUCUACGUCCGUGUCAAUAAUGCGGUCUGGCAGCCUACUAGAAUGUUGCCUGUGCAGGAUUCCGAAGGGGAUCUCAGUCGCGGAACUCGAUGGAGUGGAGAUAUUUAUGGGCUUACUCCUAUGUCGAAUUACGAGUGCGAAUUUGUCAGUACGACGACGCACGAGGUUUUGUUUUCGACUAGCGUUAGAACUACCCAGGCCAAGUCAGCAGAUGUAGAUGUUAGCACUACGAAGCCGUCAGGCCAGCGCUCCCUUCGACCCGAUUCACCUAUCACGACCCUCAAGACAUCGAUCGCGGCAGCUGAAAGUAAAUUGUCCGAGGAAAAGGCGCGUCAAAAGGCAUUACGGAAGGAGUUUCAUCGGAAGGCGAAUGCUAUGAAGAAAGAGAAUGAAAAGCUCUCUACUGCUGUUCAGUCAGCCGGCACGGGUGACGAUAAGCUACGCCAGAAAAUCCAGCAGAACACUACCCAGCACAAACAGGCCGAACAGGCUAUUACUAACGUAGAAUCGGAAUUGAAGGAGCUGGAUUCUGUCCCUGAAUCUUUGAGGUCUGCUUGGAAGGCUAAGCAGGCUGCGUGGGCGAACGAGAAGGCCAAAUAUGAUGGCGCCGUUACUGCGUUUAAAGGAUUCAAAUCGUCUGUCGAUCGCGGAAUGAAGGGCCUUCAAGAAGAGAAGACAAGUCUCCAAGCCAAACGCAACAAGAUCAGCAACCGAAUUGCCAAGGUCGACGGUGAGCAUGCACGUAUCGCCGAUGCCAAUGCCCGUGGGCUUGAUGAAGCGGAGCGAAGACGGCAAGCUCGAGAGACAUACGAGAACGACAUAGCAAAAGUUGAGCGUGAUUUGAUCGCCAAGAUCAACGAAGCCGAUCUUGCCAUCUAUACUAAGGAGCAAGAAAAUAUGGCACUCAAAACACAGGUAGACUCGUUCCACACGCAGCAGGCAGCGUAUGCUUAUGCGGCAUCGUAUGAAUAUCCCGACGCUACGGCUCCCUUCUCUUCUCCAGGUCCUACGCCACCAGUCCAAGGACCCGCAACUAGCACGGCAACGUAUGAAGCGACGGCUGCUUGGAACAAUCCCCUCUACAACUCGUCACUUUGGGGACCCUCUCCUCUUGGACCCGGAUUUGUGCCACAGGGAACUGCGGCACCAAAUGCUCCGCAGCCCGGAAUCAAGGCUAGAGGCCGUUCGUCGUCGAUGCUUAGCGAUGUGUCCGGUUUCACGCAGAGCAGCGCAGCCGAGGAAGAUGGAAACACCACUAUCCCUGCGUACUCGCAUAUGAGGGAUGGGUCUGGUUUUUCGGGGUAUUCGAGUGUUCCUUUGGGCCUUGAAUAUCCUACACCUACCGGACCUCGAAGUGAUAUCAACGGGGAGGCUGUUAGCGACUGUAGUGGUAGUCCCAGCGGUGGUAGUGCCAGAACCGGCAGCGAUAGAGAUCCAAUGAGCCCAGCAUUUUGACGGGAUGGUUUAUGGAAUGCUUCAGUUUAGCUAUUACUCGUUUUAUCAGGGUUAAAAGUCGAGAGCCAUCUUUGAGGUUCUGCAGCGAUGGAGAUACAAUCCCAUCAAUCCAGGCCGACGAGGUUGGAUGAUAGGCAAUGAGAAGCUCUGUUCUUUCACUUUACCCCUAUUUUUCGGAUUACUCUUUUGAGCAAGUCGGAAUUUGGAUUAAGUAAGAGGAAUAUUCCGUAGUUAUGUGUUUUGUAUUCUGUGAACCUCCUAAGUACAUGUCUCACCGCACCCCUAGCAGACCUAGAUUAAAAGGAAUCUAUCACAUUUAGUAGAAAAGGAG
Messenger RNA from Annulohypoxylon maeteangense, 3730 nucleotides. RefSeq lists its product as uncharacterized. The transcript has 3 exons. NCBI's taxonomy places the organism in Eukaryota, Fungi, Ascomycota, Sordariomycetes, Xylariales, Hypoxylaceae. Bases 499 to 3399 code for a protein of 966 amino acids. The record is from RefSeq and is a predicted model, not a curated record.